UAAACAUCAUUGAUAGGAGAUGAUUUUCGACGGAGUUUGAGCACAUCACAAGUAUAUUUAUUGAAUUCAUAAUCAGUUCUCUGUUGCAACUCAGCGGUUUGGGUUUAAUGUUUGGUGCAUCAGCGUGUGGAUAAUAAUAAUUCGGUUUUUUUUUAAUUAGAAGUUUAAUAAUGGCAGGAAAAAUGCUUAAAAUUGGAUUUGUUGGUGGCGGAAAAAUGGCACAAGCGUUGGCUAAAGGAUUUAUCUCAGCAGGAUUAUCCAAGGGAGAAAAUAUGAUUGCUAGUAACCAUCCCGCCGAUGUAGCAUCACAACAAGCUUUUCGGGACUUGGGAGCAGAGUCAAUUACGGAAAACAUUUCGGUCGUAAAAAAGUCUGAAGUUGUUAUCAUCGGUGUCAAGCCACAAAUUAUUCCCGUGGCAUUAGGCGAAUUGCAGAAAGCAAGUGGUUUAGACACGAAUAAAUUGUUUCUUUCUAUUGCGAUGGGAGUUACCAUUAAUCAAUUAGAACAGUUUCUACCAAGUCCUGCAAGAGUUGUACGUGUAAUGCCCAACACCCCUGCUCUGGUUCGAAAUGGGGCAUCAGUGUUUGUUGCAGGAGAGAAAGCAAGCAAAUCUGACAUCGAAAUAACAAAGCAAUUGUUGCAAUCAGUAGGCACAUGCGAACAAGUUACCGAAAACUAUUUAGAUCCCAUUACAGCACUAAGUGGAUCUGGACCUGCUUAUGUAUAUAUAAUGAUUGAAGCAUUAGCAGACGGCGGCGUCAAAAUGGGACUGCCUCGUGAUAUGGCAUAUCGUCUAGCAUCGCAGACUGUUCUUGGCGCAGGUACCAUGGUGAGAGACACCAAGACACAUCCUGGCAUUUUAAAAGACGAAGUUACAUCACCAGCUGGAAGUACAGCCACUGGAUUACAUUUCCUCGAAAAACACGGAUUUAGAUCAGCAGUUAUUGGUGCAAUUGAAGCAGCUACUUUAAGAUGCAGAGAAAUCUCUCAGCCCGAGAAGAAAUAAUAAUUUAGUGAUGUCCUUUGAAAUUAAUUAAUUAAUUUUGAUAAUUUUUAAGACUAGUUGAAGUUUGUUUUUAAACAUUUUAUAUUGUUGAACAAUUAAUAUUUUAACAAA
Molecule: messenger RNA, 1118 nt
Organism: Dalotia coriaria
Lineage: Eukaryota; Metazoa; Arthropoda; Insecta; Coleoptera; Staphylinidae
Gene: P5cr-2
Product: Pyrroline-5-carboxylate reductase-like 2
Exons: 6
Coding region: 171-1007 (278 amino acids)
Biological process (GO): L-proline biosynthetic process
Molecular function (GO): pyrroline-5-carboxylate reductase activity
Source: RefSeq, a predicted model, not a curated record